UCGAAGCAUGCGGUCGUCGAAUUAGACGAAGAGAAAGAUGAAGAAGAGGAAAGACCUCUUAUAAGAAAAAGAAAGUUACCUGCGACUUCGACCAAGUCUGCUGAACAAACAGAGGCAGGCAAUUCCCAGGCUCAAAUGCCUAAAAAGAAAAAGAAAGUAAAGCAGGUCGAGCCUGAACCUUCUGUGGCUGUUGAGGGUGGUGAGCCAAUCAAGAAGAAAAAGAAAAAGACCAAGCCUUCAAAAGAACAAGGUGACAAUCAACCUGUUGACGUCCAACCACCUUCGACCGAUAUUGACGGCACUGAAGUAGAGGCUACUCCUUCUAUUGCUGAGAUGGGCAACCCUGUCGAUCAACCGGACUCACCACAAGAACAACCUGCCGUCGAGGUACAACAAAAUGUUUCUGUAGAAGAAAUACCCUCACAUGCUCGAACAUCUCCCGCUCCUGAGACGGAUGCAGUGAAUGUUGAGGAACAGGGUGAAGGUCAAGGCAUUGGAUCCAGCAGUCCUCAUGGAUCGAGUCAGAAAAGUUCAUCCGAAGAAAACUUUUCCGAUGAAGAGGCCAUAGAAGAGGCUGAAGCUGGUGGUUCGGACAUUUACCCGGCGUCUUCGACAUCUAAGCUUUCCGCUAGCAUAGGGAUCGCAGAAGAUACAUUCAUUCAAAUGCAAGACGAAGACCCUGCCGCAGCCCUUCGACUCCUGCUGAACACAAGUCAAGCCAACACCUCAAGUGAAAAGAUUCCUGGUGCUUCGUCCUCAUCUGAUGCCGAAAUAAACUCUUCAGUACGCCAAGAUUGCCUGCUCCUGAAGUUAUCAAUGGAAUACGCACGGGAAGACGUACUUAAAUCCAUUGAAGAGAACCCCUCUGCUGCUUUUGGGCACCUGAACUUUUUGAAGAAAUUGCACAACCCCCUUACCUCUGAUGAGAUUCUAGGCAAAGUUAUCCAAAUCGAGUCCAUUAUCGAUCAAUUUGCAAGUACUGUGCAGAAAAAACGCGAAAAUGGCGCCAGACUAGAUGCCCAGAAACAGGCACAUAUCCUUCUGCUCGAGAAAGCCCGAGCUGCUCAACAUGAAGUCGAACGUCUCACCAAAGAGGCAAAAGAAGGAUCUUCUGAGAUCAAAGCCUGCGAUGAUAACAUCUCCUCCUGGGAAGCAACUAUUAAGGAUUUGCUGUCUCAGGUCGAUGAUCUAAGGCAAAAAAUUGUGACAGAGCAGGCCAAACGCAAAGAACUCCAGGAGAAGGCCGCUAACUCGAUUCAGAAACUGGUUGCUGAAAAAGGGAGGGAAGGCCUGAAGGCCUUUAGCGCAUCUCAAGCUGUAGCAGAUGAGGCGAGAGUUAUGGAGAGUGCUGACCAGGUCUUAACUAAAGAGAUGGCCACCUUGAAGAAACUAUAUGAGGACUUGGUCAUGCAUUAGUAGAACUUAUAAUUUCUUUAU
Messenger RNA from Glycine soja, 1437 nucleotides. RefSeq lists its product as uncharacterized. Lineage: Eukaryota; Viridiplantae; Streptophyta; Magnoliopsida; Fabales; Fabaceae. The transcript is spliced from 3 exons. Bases 136 to 1416 code for a protein of 426 amino acids. The record is from RefSeq and is a predicted model, not a curated record.